AUGGACGAGAAGAGAAAUCGUCUCAGCCUGCAGAUAACACGUCCCCCUCUGACAGAUGCCACGCGCAGAAUAAUCAACGGCGCAACCAUCCGGGCCGAGCCAGAGGAACGAACAGUAGAAGACGACUACCAGGAAAUAUUGUCAGACCCAAUGUCUAUCGUGACCACUCCAUUGUCGACCAAAGGCCAUGUGGAAAUCAAUUGCAUGUCACCGGGAACAAAUUCACAGGGCGGCUCGAACCGCAACUCGACGCUCUCCGCUCACUCUCUGCUUUCAAACAAGGGGAAACGAAAGACACAUGUCGGACCAUGGCAGCUGGGGAGAACCCUCGGAAGGGGGUCUACGGGUCGUGUCAGGCUGGCCAAACAUGCCCUGACGGGACAGACGGCUGCGAUCAAGAUUGUCUCGAAGAAGUCGGCGGCAAUGGCCCAGAGCGAAAGUAUUGCAGCCAUGGACAAGAAUAUCGGUCAUUUCAGCUGUGCAACCGCUAGACCUAUGCCAUCUGGCAUUGAACGAGAAGUGGUUAUCAUGAAGCUUAUUGAACACCCAAAUGUCAUCAGUUUAUACGAUGUAUGGGAGAAUCGGGGUGAAUUAUAUCUUGUUCUCGAAUAUGUCGAAGGGGGAGAAUUGUUCGAUUACGUAUCGAACCAUGGCCCGCUUGCAGAGGAGGAAGCUGUUCGAAUCUUCAGGCAGAUCAUCGCAGGCCUUGGGCACUGUCAUCGAUUCCAUAUUUGUCACCGCGACUUGAAACCGGAGAACAUCUUAUUAGAUUCGUGGCGCAACGUGAAGCUUGCUGAUUUCGGCAUGGCUGCACUUCAACCCGCUGGCCACUGGUUAAACACAUCCUGCGGAAGCCCACAUUACGCUGCACCUGAGAUCAUCUACGGGCGGAAAUAUCGUGGCGACAAGGCGGAUAUAUGGAGUUGUGGCAUCAUACUCUACGCGCUCUUGACAGGAUAUCUUCCAUUUGACGGAGGAGAUCUUCCUACAACCUUGCGAUUGGUAAAAAAAGCGGAGUUCAUGAUCCCUCGGGAGCUCAGCUACGAGGCGACAGAUUUGAUUGAGCGUAUUCUUCAGAAGAAACCCGAGGAUCGAAUUAACAUGGAACAGAUUUUCAUGCAUCCGCUCUUGAAAAAGUACGAAAAGUUUCACCAAGCCAGAUCCAAUCACUUCCUUGGUCCUGCGCCGCCAAUAUCCGUACGGGACUGUGGGCCACCAGUACUUGCCAGGCAGGACAUUGAUGCCGAUCUUUUGAGAAAUUUGCAAACACUUUGGCAUGAUGUCAAGCCAGAUGCUUUGAUUCAGAGACUUCUGGAGACUGAGCCAACGCAGGAGCGGAUGUUUUACAAUGCGUUGGUGAAAUUCAGGAAUGAGCAGCUCGAGAACUACCAAGGCCAGCCUCUCGAGUAUUCUGCCAGUGACUACCACCACAUCUCACGCGGACCGGCCCGCAUCGCCAACAAAAGAACAGGCUCUCGGAAACGCAACCAAGUGCCAACCAGGGAUAAGAUCCAUAGCCCGCUCCGAGAGCCGAAAUACUGUGCCACGGUCGAAAGUUACGACCCGUUCCGAUCCCCGAAGAACCGGAUCACGGACAGAGAGGCACAAUUUGCUAAAGUUACGAUUCAUCGCAGGAUCCCAGAAGAGGUUCAGAAAGAGGCAGCAGAAGAGGUCGUCCAGGUGCCAACCUCCGUUCCGGACAGUGAGCUUGGAUUCGAGGACUGUCUUCCUAGCUCACCUUUUGCCGUGGUGCGAAAUAAGAAAACGAAACUCAAUUCUGUCAAGUCAUUCCAAUCGAAAGCGUCAUGCGGCAGCUCUCGUCGACCCUUGAAUGGUACUCCAACACCUCGUUCCGCCAGCUACAAGAGGAAUGUAUGCUUUCGUCAUGGUCGCUAUCGGUCACAGGGGUCAAUGUCCGCUAAAGGCAGUAUCUCGCAUGUUGAUGUCCCGGAUGUCCCGGAUGUCCCUACUAUGAAGGACGACAAGAGCGACAGCAGCUUUGAAUAUGAAGAUGAUGGCGACCCCUUCUCCGACAGACACGGUAGUCCUAUGUUACCCGCUCAGCCGACGGUUGUUCGAGGCACUGGCAUCACCGUCAAACACUGCUCCCAAGUGAGAAAGGUGCGGGAGUCAGACUUUAUCUGGAAAGAUGAGGCUCGAAAGGUCUCUCAUGAGCUCGGUCAAAUCUGCGAGGAAGCCUUCAACGGCGGCUCUGUCUCCACGGGGUGCACAUCAAGUACAAGCACAGACUCAGAAACACCGGCGACGUCAGUUUCAAUGGCUAGCCCUGAAGACUCAUACCGCCGUAUCCCAGUACGACCGAAGAGAAAGUCCGGUCCUUCGAUCCCUGGUGCAUCGUCAAGGUCAUAUACUGCAGCUGAAUUGGCCGAGACUCGCCGUAAAUUGAUCGCACACUCCACACAAGAUGGUUCCCAGGACAUUCCCGCAUAUCUUACAGCAGUAAUUAGCCAUCUCGACCGCUUGAUUGAGCAAGACCGGCUCAGACAUCCUCCAAAACGAAGUGCCUCUGAUGAAAACACACGUGCCUCCCAGCCGGACCCGUUCCUCAAAACCUCUCACGAACCCUCCUCUCUGCCAAUGAUAUCUGAAGAAGCCAAUAACUCCAGCAAACCCAAUAUCAUUGAGCAUGAAAACAUCACGUUCCCAUCAACCUCCAUGUCUGGUAGUCGUCCGACCAGCAGUGUCACUUCCGGCAGAAGGACAAUUCGGAUGGUCCCUCAGAGUUCUGUACCGUCCAUCGACAAUUCCAAGUCUCUGGACGUACGAAAACGAUACCGCAACCGCGAAACCACCCCCGGUGACACUCAACCCUUGAUCGAAGAUUAUGAAGCACUUCCAGAUAUUGAAAGUGCCACAUCCACUAGGUACACAUCGGCCAGCUCUCGAACAGCUCGGAACCCACCUGAACUCGCCCCCAUUGCGGAAAUCCCACCAAAGUCGCCUAGACGGAGUGGUCCUCGUGGCCCUGAGACUAAGAAAUGGUCGUGGUUCCGUAAUCGCUCUCAAACAAGCACCGAGACGGCAAGACUACAAAGUGACAUGAAGCCACGACAACCUAGCCCUGCUACGUUAGUGAUCCAAGAGGUCAACCAACCCGCACAACCUACGCCAGCAGAAGUGGAAGGAGCACUAAAAGCUCAGGAACAGACACUAACAAAACAAAAAGGCGGCUUCCUAAGGAAGCUGAUGAAACGAAAGCAGAGCAAGACAGUUGAUUCUUCAACAACAGAAACCCUCCCAGUGGAAGCAGGUGAGACAGCGGAUAACAAUCCUCUAUUGACCCAACUCAGUGGAGGUGACACCUCGUUCGAAACAGACAACAACCAACAGCCGCUGCCACGGAGGCCCAGACCUGCGCGAAGCCAAAAUUGGUUCGCACGCGUUUUCCAAUUUAAACCUGCCACCCGAGUUAUUGCCUUGAACACCUCGAAGAUCAAGGGCCGGAAAGAGGUCUACAAGAUCCUCCGGGAAUGGGAAUGGAAACAGUACGGUCUGGUAGACGUCUGCAUGGACAAGUCCAACAACGUUAUCCAUGGUCGUGUUGAUGAAGUUAACCUCCUCCGUCUUCGACCAGUCAAGUUCUCUGCAGAGUUCUACACCGUUCUCGAGCACGGCCGACAAGCAAACCUGAGUCUCGUCCGCUUCAGACAAGAGCGAGGAGCCGCCUCGUCUUUCCAGAAGGUCGUUGACACGCUACAUCUGGUAAUGAAGCAGCGCGGGAUCUUAGUCGAAGACCCAUCUCGUGCUAAAAAGAUGACUCAAAUUCUUGAUGCGUUCCCAGACAAGACUUAA
Aspergillus affinis is the source of this 3813-nucleotide messenger RNA. Its product is annotated as serine/threonine-protein kinase. Gene Ontology annotation, biological process: protein phosphorylation; intracellular signal transduction. Gene Ontology annotation, cellular component: cytoplasm. The coding region runs from base 1 to 3813 and encodes 1270 amino acids. Gene Ontology annotation, molecular function: protein serine/threonine kinase activity; ATP binding. Lineage: Eukaryota; Fungi; Ascomycota; Eurotiomycetes; Eurotiales; Aspergillaceae. The transcript is spliced from 5 exons. The record is from RefSeq and is a predicted model, not a curated record.